Messenger RNA from Pangasianodon hypophthalmus (striped catfish), 3486 nucleotides. RefSeq names its product E3 ubiquitin-protein ligase TRIM39-like. NCBI's taxonomy places the organism in Eukaryota, Metazoa, Chordata, Actinopteri, Siluriformes, Pangasiidae. The transcript has 8 exons. Gene Ontology annotation, molecular function: ubiquitin-protein transferase activity; protein binding. The record is from RefSeq and is a predicted model, not a curated record. Bases 223 to 1551 code for a protein of 442 amino acids. Gene Ontology annotation, biological process: protein ubiquitination.
CUGGUGCAUAAGUGAAAGUGAUAACAGACCCGUCUGAGCAGUCUGAAAGCUCACAUGAAGCAGGAAAACGUCUCUUUAAAACAAAUUCUGAAUUUAGUUACUGCAUAGAGAAUAAACUCCAGGAGUUCUGCUUAAGAGAAGAAGGAAGGGUUAAAAAGGAGAAGGGAAAAGGACACGGCUGAAUCUUUAUCAUCACAACUAAGACCAGGCAGAAGGAAGAACAUGAAUAAAUCUAUUAACUUUGCAGGUGAAUCCAGCAGCCUGUCUGAAGAGCAGUUACAGUGUUCUAUCUGUCUGGAAGUGUUCACUGAUCCUGUCACUACUGUAUGUGGACACAGCUUCUGCAAGAGCUGCCUCACACAAAGCUGGGCAAAGAGUCUACAUUAUUAUUGUCCAUUCUGCAAAGAGAAUUUCACCAAGAGACCUGAACUGAAGAUUAAUAUAACACUGAGAGAGGUUGCAGAUCACUUCAAGAAGAAAAUGAGUCAGCUGGGAAAAACUCAGACGGAGGUGCAGCAGAUGAUCCAGGAGCGACUGAAGAAGAUCCAGGAGAUUAAUCACUCAGUAGAGCUCAGCAAAAGAAACACAGAGAAAGAGAAAUCGGACAGUGUUGAAGUCUUCACCACUCUGAUUCGCUCCAUUGAGAGGAGUCAGGCUGAGCUGCUGAAGGUGAUGGAGGAGAAGCAGAAAGCAGCAGAGAAGCAGGCUGAAGGACUCGUUAAAGAGCUGAAACAGGAAAUCAAUGAGCUAAAGAGGAGAGACACUGAGCUGGAGCAGCUCUCACACACUGACGAUCAUCUCCACCUCCUACAGAUUUAUCUGUCACUGUGCAGCUCUCCACACACCAAGAACUGGACUGAGAUCAGGAUUAACACUGAACCGAACAUGGACGCUGUGAAGACAACUCUGUCUCAGCUUCAGAAAACUCUGAAUGAGAAACUCAGUAGAACGCUGAAUGAGAAGCUGAAGGAAAUGGUCUCCACAGAACUGAAGAGGAUUCAGCAGUAUGCAGUGGAUGUGACUCUGGAUCCUGAUACAGCUUCUCCCUAUCUCAUCCUGUCUGAUGAUGGAAAACAAGUGACACAUGGAAACACAUGGCAGAAUCUCCCAGACACCCCGAAAAGAUUCACUAAUUAUGCAAUGGUCGUGGCAAAGCAGGGUUUCUCCUCAGGGAGGUUUUACUAUGAGGUGCAGGUCAGCGGGAAGACUGAUUGGGAUUUAGGAGUGGUCAGAGAAUCUGUUAACAGGAAGGGGAAGAUUGAGAAAUGUGACCCUCAGCAUGGAUUCUGGACUGUGGUUCUGAGGAAUGGGAAUCAGUAUACUGCUUGUGAUGAUCCCCGUAUCUCCCUCUACCUGAGAACGAAACCCCAGAAGGUGGGAGUGUUUGUGGAUUAUGAGGAGGGUCUGGUCUCCUUUUAUGAUGUUGAAGCCAGGUCUCAUAUCUACUCUUUCACUGGUCAGUCUUUCACUGAGAAACUCUAUCCGUACUUCAGUCCUUGUGCAAAUGAUGGAGGUGAAAACUCAGCACCACUGAUCAUCUCUCAUGUGUAAAUUUUCACUUCACAAAAUCAGUAGUGUAUGAAAGGUCCAGAGUGAAAGAUAUUGUUUUAAAAAUCCUUUUUCUCAUGUUUGUCUUGGAAAACACAUAUCACUACAUGAGUAAUGAUCAUAAAUGUUAAUAUCCCUUUAGGGUUAUGUGGAGAAUAUUGUGCAUGUCUAUUAAAAAGGGAAAAAAGUGUAUAAUAAACCAAGAGUUUAGAGUUAAUAAACCUUUUCGGUAGAGAAAUAAUUUCAUUUGUAACAAUUAUUUUCUCUUUUCUCACUAUGAAGAAGUAAAUUUGAACUUGAAGUAUGUAUCCCAACAUUAUCCUCCAGGGAGAAUAUACUGUGUGUGUGUUUGCAUUUAUAUUUCUAUAUAGUUGUGAGGAAGCAUUGUGCGCAUGUUCUUUGCCUCAUUUGCAUGAAAGGAGACACAAUCAUAGCCUUCUGAAUCUGCCAGACCAGUUGAUUAUUCUUCUCAGUUAAUUGCUAAGUGUCUUAAAUGAUUUUAUUAUUCAUACUUGAAAAGAAACAUGUAGAAAUUUAACAGAGUUUGAGUACACCAUUUCUAACACCAGCUAGUUAGACCGAGUUAGCACAAGCUAGCUAGAUAGCUAAGAACAGCCACACAAUACUGACACUCCUCCUGCUUGAAUUCUGGUAUGCGUGUUUUUUUUCUUUUAAAUAAAUGGAGUUGAUGUAAUUUAGUUGGUAAUUAGAUUAGCUAGCUAAUUCUUGUCUUUUCUGUUCAAGGGUAACAAGACCAAACCUAGAUUACUUAAAACCAGCCAGAUACUAGCGAGCUAAUUUAGCUAGAGCUACCAUUCUUGUUUAGCUAACAGGAAAAUUUUAUUAGUGGAUUCUGAUAACCAAACCUUAUAUUAUAUUAUCUUAUCUAUUAUCUUAUAUGAAAUUACAUUUUUUUUUAAAGAAUUGGCUAGUCAACAUAUUUGACCUGUUGUCUUUUCAGCCAGUUGUUUUAUAUGUCAAUGUUCUGUUAUCUCUUUCCUCCGUUUUUGGUUUUUCGAUAUAACGCAGCAUUUGUCUUGUUUAACUGUGUAAUUGUGGUGUGUGUAACACUUUAGAGUGUGCUUUACACUGUAUAAAUUUAAGGUAUUUUCUGAUUUACUGUUGAUUCUUGUCAUCACUUAAAUAUGAAUAAAAAUCUUUUACACAGUUCGUAAAGUCUCUGCUGCUGUUUAUUGGAUAAUUUAACUACAGUCCCUGGAUUUUGCUAGAGGGAACUUCUCAGAGUUUUUAUGGAGAUUUCAAGAGAAAUAUAGAUGAACAACACGGGAAAUAGACAAACAACAAGAGAAACAGAGAAACAACAAAGGACAACAACGGCAUUGUAGGAGUAAUAAUAUUAUCUCAAUAAAUUGCCAGAACUGUCUCAAAUGAUUUACUUGUAAAGUGUGACCAAAUGCACAAACAGAUUAAUUUGAUCAGCGGUUCUCAAACACACUUCUGAAGUGUGAAUUUCCCUCUGGAAUUAAUAAACUAUCUAUCUGUCUAGCCAGGGACCAUUUUAACUGUAAAAUAAAUUUUCCAACCGUAAUCUAACCACUCCAAUAUUAGGCUCAUUAUUUUAAUGUGUACAGUGUUAUUGAGAUUUGGAUUAAAAUCAAACAGAUGAAUAACUAUUAGAACUUAAUCAUAAAUAUAUCUUUGAUAAUUGUGGGUUGUGACGGCCAGAACAGUAAACUCCUGUAGACUAAUGAAGAUUGUACACACACAUUUUCCUGAGUUUGACUCUCUACAAAUGUUUUACAAAACUCCACACACACCCCAAAAGUUACAUACUGCAGUUUUAAUGAUGAACUGAAAAGCGCCGUAAAGAGGAGAAGCAAAAGCAAUUGAGUAAAGUGACUGAAACCCACAUACGAAGUCAAUCACCUGAAGAACCUGCCAGUAAUAAAGUAAUCAGCGCAUUUAUAAGCGUCAUCA